Messenger RNA from Morone saxatilis (striped sea-bass), 1092 nucleotides. RefSeq names its product parapinopsin-like. The transcript has 4 exons. The record is from RefSeq and is a predicted model, not a curated record. Bases 1 to 1092 code for a protein of 363 amino acids. Gene Ontology annotation, molecular function: G protein-coupled receptor activity. Gene Ontology annotation, cellular component: membrane; photoreceptor outer segment. Gene Ontology annotation, biological process: G protein-coupled receptor signaling pathway; visual perception. Lineage: Eukaryota; Metazoa; Chordata; Actinopteri; Moronidae.
AUGGACAGCAACAGUACACCGUGGAGCUCCAGCUCUCAUCCUCCAUCCAUCCACGCCGAUGUGGUGACUUUGGCGACUGUGGCGCCCACCAUCUUCCCCCGGGUGGGCUACAGUAUACUUUCUUUCCUCAUGUUCAUCAACACAGUGUUAUCAGUUUUUAACAAUGGCGUCGCCAUAGCCGUGAUGCUGAGGAAUCAGUCUCUCCUCCAGCCUAUAAACAUUUUUAUUCUCAGCCUGGCUGUGUCCGACCUCAUGAUUGGCCUGUGCGGCUCCCUAGUCGUCACCAUCACCAACUACCAAGGCUCUUUCUUCAUUGGCCACGCAGCCUGCGUGUUUCAAGGAUUUGCAGUCAAUUAUUUUGGUCUGGUGUCUCUCUGCACUCUGACCCUGCUUGCCUACGAGCGGUACAACGUGGUGUGUAGGAUGAGUGCUGGUCUAAAGCUGAGCAUGCGGAGAAGCUUAAUCGGGCUGCUAUUCGUCUGGAUCUUCUGCUUGUUUUGGGCUGUGACUCCCUUAUUUGGCUGGAGCUCUUACGGACCUGAAGGAGUCCAGACCUCCUGCUCUCUGGCCUGGGAGGAGAGAUCGUGGAGCAACUACAGCUAUCUCAUCCUUUACACACUCUUCUGCUUCAUUUUACCUGUUAUAGUCAUCAUCUACUGCUACUACAAAGUGCUCAAAUCCAUGAAUAAGCUGAACAGAAGUGUGGAGCUCCAGGGUGGGCGUUCCAGCCAGAAGGAGAAUGAACACGCCAUUAGUAUGGUCCUGGCCAUGAUCAUAACUUUUUUUAUUUGCUGGCUUCCCUACACGGUCUUGUCAGUGGUGGUAGUCGUGGAUCCAGAGAUCUACAUCCCUCCACUGCUUGCCACCAUGCCUAUGUACUUUGCUAAGACGAGUCCUGUCUAUAACCCCAUCAUCUACUUCCUUUCUAACAAGCAGUUCCGCGAUGCCACUUUGGAGGUGCUGUCCUGCGGCCGCUACAUUCCCCAUGUGCCCACCAGCGUCAGCAUCAACAUGUGCUCCUUGAACAGGAGAAGCCGGCAGGCUUCCUUGAGCAAGAGCAUCAACUCGCACAGCAAGGUGUUGCCUCUGUGA